Molecule: messenger RNA, 884 nt
Organism: Equus caballus (horse)
Lineage: Eukaryota; Metazoa; Chordata; Mammalia; Perissodactyla; Equidae
Gene: DNAJB8
Product: DnaJ heat shock protein family (Hsp40) member B8
Molecular function (GO): Hsp70 protein binding
Source: RefSeq, a predicted model, not a curated record
GUGGCUCUGCGGGCCGCCGGCCGCGGGCAGCGCCCCUCCCCUCGCCGCCCCUCUCCGCGGAGGCGCCGUCCGUGCGUGCCGAGGCCGGGGCUAUGACCAGGUAGCCGGCGGCCCGCACAGUCCGCGCCGCGCCAGGCCGAGCCCCGCCGGCCGCCCGCAUGGCCAACUACUACGAGGUGCUGGGGGUGGCGGCCAGCGCCUCCCCGGAGGACAUCAAGAAGGCCUACCGCAAGCUGGCCCUGCGCUGGCACCCCGACAAGAACCCCGACGACAAGGAGGAGGCCGAGAAGAAGUUCAAGCAGGUGUCCGAGGCCUACGAGGUGCUGUCCGACGCCAAGAAGCGCUCGCUCUACGACCGCGCGGGCGCCGGCGGCGGGCGGGCGGGCGGCCCCGCGCGCGGCCCCUUCGGCGCGGGCUACCCCUUCCGCAACCCCGAGGACAUCUUCCGCGAGUUCUUCGGCGGCCUCGACCCCUUCUCCUUCGACCUGUGGGACGGCCCGCCGGGCGAGCGCACGGGCCGCGGCGCGGGGCUGCGCGGCGUGCUGGCGGCCGGCUUCGGCGAGUUCCCCGCCUUCCUGGAGGCCUUCUCGGCCUUCGACGGCCCGGGCCGCGGCGCCUCGGGCCGCGCCGCCUCCUCGGCCGCGUCCUGCGGGGGCCCGGGCGCCGGCAGCUCCCGCUUCAAGUCGGUGGUGUCCUCCACCGAGAUGGUCAACGGGCGCAAGGUGACCACCAAGCGCAUCGUGGAGAACGGGCAGGAGCGCGUGGAGGUGGAGGAGGACGGCCAGCUCACGUCGGUCACCAUCGACGGCAAGGAGCAGCUCCAGCGGGUGGGCGGCAAGUGAGCCCCCCGCCCGCCGCGCCAAUAAACGGGCCUGAGCUCCGCA